Alternaria alternata is the source of this 1631-nucleotide messenger RNA. RefSeq lists its product as hypothetical. The transcript has a single exon. Bases 345 to 1331 code for a protein of 328 amino acids. Gene Ontology annotation, molecular function: oxidoreductase activity, acting on the CH-OH group of donors, NAD or NADP as acceptor; NAD+ binding. Lineage: Eukaryota; Fungi; Ascomycota; Dothideomycetes; Pleosporales; Pleosporaceae. The record is from RefSeq and is a predicted model, not a curated record. Gene Ontology annotation, biological process: fatty acid metabolic process.
ACCGUCAUCACCCUUCCUCGGCGCGCCCAUUCCUAUCGGAUUCGCACCACUCGAGUCGAUCGUGGAGCGGGGAUAGGUACAAGGCGGGGUUAUAGCAGCAACCGAGCCAUCCGAAAACAGCAAAGAUCGGCAUACCCUCUGACGUUCUCCCGGGUAACAUCCAAGCCAGGGUAGGUAAGAGCCGCAUCAUUGUCACACAGCAGAUCGUUAUAGUCUCGAGACUCAGUCGGAGUACCGGAAUCGUUCGCACAUAAAGUCUAGAUGCAGUAGCUUCUUGUGGCCGCUGCAGCUUGCACACAUCGUACUACGACCCGACGAAGCGAAACAUUACUUAUACGACCAACAUGUCCGAGACAGAAGAAUCGCAACACGACCCUAUCCUGAAGGUAGAAAGCAACAAAGACCUCAGGAUCACUCUCAUUGGCACCGGAACUAUUGGUCUAUCUUUCGCCGCGUUCCACCUGUCACACCUACUUGGCCCUUCUCAGCUCACCAUCUAUGAUACCCGGUCAAAUGUCGAUGAAUACGUCGAGGAGAACCUACCUAAAUUCUUCGCAGAAGAGCCUUCAGCAGCUGCUAUAUCCAAUAUUCGCAUCGCUACAUCCCUCGAAUCAGCCGUGGAAGACGCACAUAUCAUCCAGGAAUCAGGUCCAGAGAAUCUAGCCUUCAAAAAAGAACUAUGGGCCAAUGUAGAGAAACACGCGCCUGAGCAUUCUCUAUUCUGGAGUAGCACGUCCGGAAUACCGGCGUCAGAGCAAGCACAAGACAUGCAGGACAAAUCGAGAUUACUGGUAGUACACCCGUAUAACCCACCGCACAUUAUGCCAUUGCUGGAACUUGUUCCGUCGCCAGAUACGUCAAAAGAGGUCAUCCAACGAACGCAGGAGUUCUGGACUCUCCGUGGAAGAGUGCCAAUACAUAUCAAGAAGGAAACAACGGGCUUUGUGGCGAAUAGACUGGCGUUUGCACUCUUACGCGAAGCAGUUCAUCUUGUCGACGAGGGAGUCGUUUCAGUAGAGGAACUGGAUAGCAUUGUGGAGAGUAGUAUGGGGCCGCGAUGGGCGAUUGCUGGGCCUUUCAAGAGCUAUCAUGCUGGCGGCGGACCGGCUGGGUUGGAAGGCUUCUUCAAGAAUAUCGGAGGUACCGUGCAAGAUUGCUGGCAAGAUUCUGGAAAGCCGAACGUCGGGGAUGGGUGGGAGAAAAAGAUAUUCCGGCAAUCUCAGGACGCAUACGGCACUAUAGACGUCAGUCAGCGCGACAGGCUGACACGACGGGUGUUGGAAGUAUUGAGAGAGGGAAAGAACAAGGGUGCGAAUACUUCAGAAGAUUGAAUAACUCAGUCCCAAUUAGAGAAACACAAAUCAGCGCUGAGCAAAUUGCGUAACAAUCAAUGAAGAGACCUCUAAAUCUACCACGUACUAGUACGUCUAAACGAUUAGGUACAGGCUGGUGAUGACACUGGGUCCAAUGAAGAGACCAAACCAAAAGAUGAUGUUCCCCAACGUAUCCCGUCCUUUCAUAAACUUCGUCUUGCUAAACGCCGCCAAUGGUAGUUGUGUCAACUGGAAUGUGAACAGAUACCCUCUGACCUUCUUGAACAAACAGAACAUAAGGACCUCAUGCACGAUAGC